AUGUCCAGAUUCAACGACCACCACAGGAAGUUCAUAGUUGAUCUCCUUAUCGAAAAUCACAGGCGGCACGGCUACAAGGGCAGCCAGAUAAAAAUCGUGGCACCCUACAUGGCUCAGGUUGUCCGCAUAAGACAAACCCUCUACAAAGCCGGUCGUGACGGACUUCUCCCAGCAUCCGACCUCCCGAUUGUUGCGACCAUCGACGCUAUGCAGGGGAAAGAGUCCGAUUUGAUCAUCCUUGACUGGGUUGUUUCGCAGUCAGACUCAAACAAGGACCUCGGUUUUACUGUCAAUGAUAGCCGCGGCAACGUUGCAAUGACACGCAUGCGUGAAGCAAUGAUGAUCCUCCUACCAGAAGCAGUAGGCAGGGGUGCAAAGAGCCAAGGAAAACCAAUGCAUUACACGCAUUAUGGAGAUCGCGUUGAGGCCAAGGCUCCUUAUCCUUCUGAGCUUGUGCGAUUCGUUUUUGACAAGUUAAUGCUGCUAUUCGUCGACAACCCUCUGCCACCUUCCGAACUCCAUUCCGUCGCAGACGAGAACGACACAUGGAAUCCCGAAGACGCGGUCGAUGAAGCCGAAGGUAAUAACACUGGGGGUGGCUGGUCUGCGGAGAGCUCUGAACAGACUGAGUGGAGAGGUGGCCUCUGGUAG
This is a messenger RNA of Aspergillus puulaauensis, 651 nucleotides long. RefSeq lists its product as uncharacterized. The transcript has 2 exons. NCBI's taxonomy places the organism in Eukaryota, Fungi, Ascomycota, Eurotiomycetes, Eurotiales, Aspergillaceae. The coding region runs from base 1 to 651 and encodes 216 amino acids. The record is from RefSeq and is a predicted model, not a curated record.